Messenger RNA from Neltuma alba, 808 nucleotides. Its product is annotated as peptidyl-prolyl cis-trans isomerase CYP19-3. Gene Ontology annotation, cellular component: cytoplasm. The record is from RefSeq and is a predicted model, not a curated record. Bases 100 to 624 code for a protein of 174 amino acids. Gene Ontology annotation, molecular function: cyclosporin A binding; peptidyl-prolyl cis-trans isomerase activity. The transcript has 2 exons. Gene Ontology annotation, biological process: protein peptidyl-prolyl isomerization; protein folding. Lineage: Eukaryota; Viridiplantae; Streptophyta; Magnoliopsida; Fabales; Fabaceae.
CCUCACUAUAAAAUCCUAUUGUCCGGUUCAGCUGUGCGUCCACCCUUCGCCCUCCAACGCUGAUCGCCUCUCUGGUGCAGGCCCAUUGUGAUCAUUAAAAUGUCAAAUCCAAAGGUGUUCUUUGACAUUGUAAUUGGAAAGAUGAAAGCAGGUCGAAUAGUGAUGGAGUUAUUUGCAGAUGUCACCCCAAAGACAGCGGAGAACUUCCGAGCUCUCUGCACGGGUGAAAAGGGGAUCGGCACAUCCGGGAAGCCUUUACACUACAAAGGGUCCACAUUUCACCGAAUUAUUCCACAGUUCAUGUGUCAGGGAGGAGAUUUCACUAGAGGAAAUGGAACCGGAGGGGAGUCAAUUUAUGGCUCAAAAUUUGCUGACGAGAAUUUCAAGCUGAAGCAUACGGGGCCUGGUGUUCUCUCAAUGGCAAAUGCUGGUCCCAGUACAAAUGGUUCUCAGUUCUUUAUAUGCACUACGAAGACCGAAUGGCUUGAUGGAAAGCAUGUUGUGUUUGGAAAAGUUGUUGAUGGCUACGGUGUGGUUAAGGAAAUGGAGACAGUGGGUUCACAGAGUGGGAGGACCUCAGAACCAGUUGUGAUUGAAGAUUGUGGUCAGAUAGCAGACACCUGAUAUUGGAUGUUUGAUUCAUUGUAACAAGAUGUAAUAAGUUACUAUCAUAACCAAACGAUAGGGGCGGUUCUUGUGCCUGGUGUCUUCAUUUAUCGAUUGCCUUUUCUAGUGUAGCUGCUUGGGACUUUAGCUGUCUGAUAAACGUAGCGCUUUAUUAUGCAGUGGAAUAACUUGUUGACCAACA